This is a messenger RNA of Pipistrellus nathusii (Nathusius's pipistrelle), 1368 nucleotides long. Lineage: Eukaryota; Metazoa; Chordata; Mammalia; Chiroptera; Vespertilionidae. The record is from the annotation of a GenBank genome assembly.
AUGGCUUCCCGGGGCCUGGGGGGCCUGAGCGGGAGCCGUGGCGGGGGCGGCGGCGGCGGCAAGAAGAGCCUGAGCGCCCGCAACGCCGCGGUGGAGAGGAGGAACCUGAUCACCGUGUGCAGGUUUUCUGUAAAGACCCUGAUCGAUCGAUCCUGUUUUGAGACAAUUGAUGAUUCUUCUCCUGAAUUUAAUAAUUUUGCAGCAAUUUUGGAACAGAUUCUAAGUCACCGGCUAAAAGGUCAAGUAACCUGGUUUGGUUAUGAAAGUCCGCGUAGCUUCUGGGACUACAUCAGAGUGGCUUGCCGGAAAGUCUCACAGAACUGUAUCUGCAGCAUUGAAAAUAUGGAAAAUGUCAGUUCCUCUAGAGCUAAGGGUAGAGCCUGGAUCAGAGUUGCACUCAUGGAAAAACAUUUAUCUGAAUACAUCUCUACAGCUCUGAGAGACUUCAAAACAACCAGAAGAUUUUAUGAAGAUGGAGCAAUUGUCUUGGGUGAGGAAGCAAAUAUGCUUGCUGGCAUGCUGCUUGGGCUCAAUGCUAUUGAUUUCAGCUUCUGCCUCAAGGGAGAGGGACUGGAUGGCAGCUUUCCUGCUGUAAUAGACUACACACCAUAUUUGAAGUUUACCCAAAGCUCUGACAGCAUCAGCAGCGACGAGGAGGAGCUGAGGACGCUGGGCAGCAGUGGCAGUGAGAGCAGCUCCCCCGAGAACGUGGGGCCUCCUUACAUCAUGGACGAGAACACGUGGUUCAACAAGUGUAAGAGGGUCAAGCAGAAGUACCAGCUCACCCUGGAGCAGAAGGCUUAUCUUGAAGAACUCUUAAGACUUCGAGAGAACCAGCUGUCUGAAUCUGUCUCCCAGAAUAAGAUACUACUACAAAGGAUUGAAGAUUCUGAUCUGGCCCAUAAAUUGGAAAAAGAACAAUUAGAAUAUAUAAUUGUGGAGCUGCAAGAUCAGUUGACUGUGCUAAAGAAUAAUGAUUUAAGAUCAAGACAAGAGUUAACUGCCCACCUCACCAACCAGUGGCCUUCCCCAGGAGCUUUGGAUGUCAAUGCUGUUGCCUUGGAUACGUUGCUUUACCGAAAACACAAUAAACAGUGGUAUGAAAAAAGUUAUCAAAAUCUUGACCAGUUAUCAGCUGAAGUUAGCCUUUCUCAGACUUCCCUGGACCCAAGCCAGUCACAAGACGAUGGAAAACAAGACACGUUAAAUUCAAUCAGUGAAGGUAAAGAAGACACUCCCUCCUUACUUGGUCUCUGUGGGUCUCUAACAUCAGUGGCAAGUUACAAAUCUCUAACUAGCCUCAAAUCCAAUGACUGUCUUGCAAGUCCUACAGCAGAGAUGACAAGUCCAGGCCUAACUCCAUCCUGA